AUGCCUGCGGGUAAUCCUAGAAUGAUCGACUUGGUUACCCUAUUGUGCGUACAACUUGAAAUAGAGCUGAACGACACUUUCUUCUAUCAUUCAGUACGUUCGUGGGUAGUAUUGAGAGUGAUUCACCAGAAGUCCUCAUUCAAUCUUUCCUCAUAUGUCUAACACUUGGCCAUAACGAAUCCAAACCUGCCAAUGAUUAAGAGGAAUCAAUAUGUCCUAAUCACAACCUACCAGACUCUCUGAGUCAUCAUGCUAAAUUCUCGACUAGAAAUAAUUUCAACCAGUUCGAGUCUUCUGUCCCCUCCUUGCUUCUCAUUUACACAAAUCAUCAAUAGUAUCUCUACAUAUUCACUACAAAGCACCAAACACAUCAAAGAAGCCAUAAACAUCAAAAUGCCAUCUUCUCAUAACUCUAAUCCGGAAACUUCCAAUCCGCAACCGCAAUCGCAUAUACAGAACACGGAAGCCAAGAGACUACAGAGACAGGAGAUCUUCACAAACCUCAGCACCCUAGUGGAGAUACUGACACUACAAAUAGCCCCCCAGAAACUUCCGCUGAGUCCACGCUCCCUGUACUGAAUAGAGCCAAGGCACUCACCUGUUCAUCGCUUCCCAACGCAAACACCAGCUAUCUGGGCAUUCCAAAGUCCCCAGCUAAACCGGAAACUCUACUCCGAACCUCCGAAUACCCAUACGUCACUGGGAGGCUGAAUGUUGACCGUUAA
This is a messenger RNA of Hymenoscyphus albidus, 725 nucleotides long. The record is from the annotation of a GenBank genome assembly. Lineage: Eukaryota; Fungi; Ascomycota; Leotiomycetes; Helotiales; Helotiaceae.